AUAUUAAAGAAAGGGUUAAAUGAUGUCGAAACAAACAUGGCAGUAUGGGAGAGAGGAAGACAGUGUCUAUAUCGGUUUUAACCAGCAUGGAAAUAUAAUUUGAUUGAAAAUUGAAUGGAAAUAAAUACUGUUUAAUUUAAUUAUUUAUACUAUGUCAUUGUUGACAACCGUUCCUCCUUCUCUUUUCUUAUUAGCCUUUGUUUACGUACCUUCAGGCCAUACCUCAUGCCUUCGAUCGCAAAUACGAUGUGCAUCUGACUUUGUUUGUUUGCCAGCCGAAAGAAAAUGUGACGGUGUAAAACAAUGUACAGACGGUUCUGACGAAUUAUUUUGUAAUAAAGAAGCGUGUACGUCAACCGGCCAAUUUAAAUGUAAGAAUCAACGGUGCAUUAACAAAGGUUGGGUAUGUGAUGGGCACGAUGAUUGUAAAGACGGAAGUGAUGAAAGUCAUUGUUCCGUAAUUGAUCAAUAUGCUAACGACUCUAUUAAUUCAGCUACAAUUGCGGGCAUUGUUAUUGGUUGCCUCAUCGUUCUCCUCUUAACAGCCAUAUUAUCAGCAGUUAUCGUUAAAUGGAGGAAAAACAAGCCAUCCAACAAUCGUAACUCCACCGAUUCUGCUGGACCAAUAUCUGGUUACGAUGUUCCUCCUAUGCCUCCACCAGCCUAUUCACCUGAUGUUUUAGCCAUAGAUAACCCUGCCUUUUUACGAAGUGACUCAAUUGCCAGAUCUCCUCCAUCAUAUUCCUUUGCAGUUGCUUACGAUAAUCUAGAAGUCUCUCAUGAAGCGCCUCCUAUGUAUACAUUCAGAGGGGGCUUAAAUAUGACAAUUGAUAGCUCUGGUUACAGACCUGAACCUCUAAUAACCAGCUCUAGAAGAAGCUUAAAUUCGAACGAUAACGAAGCAGCAAAGUUAAACAACUCACCUACUAUGCAGAACCUAAGUGUUCUAGACUUUAUAGAAAAUACAUAUAGUGCAUCUAAAGAACAGACAACGACAAUGAGUGCUCAGGCCAGAAGUUUAUCCGUUCUUAACGAUGAACAGCAAGAGGCAUCAUCCAUAAAACGGGCUAGUUCGACACCUGUUUUAUUAAUGACCUCUAAGAGUAAUGAUAUAGAAUGUUGA
This is a messenger RNA of Dimorphilus gyrociliatus, 1123 nucleotides long. The record is from the annotation of a GenBank genome assembly. Lineage: Eukaryota; Metazoa; Annelida; Polychaeta; Dinophilidae.